This is a messenger RNA of Camarhynchus parvulus, 3226 nucleotides long. RefSeq names its product terminal nucleotidyltransferase 5A (gene TENT5A). NCBI's taxonomy places the organism in Eukaryota, Metazoa, Chordata, Aves, Passeriformes, Thraupidae. Bases 213 to 1415 code for a protein of 400 amino acids. Gene Ontology annotation, biological process: mRNA stabilization. Gene Ontology annotation, molecular function: poly(A) RNA polymerase activity; RNA binding. The record is from RefSeq and is a predicted model, not a curated record. The transcript is spliced from 3 exons.
GUGAUGCCGCUGCGCUGCCGCAGGCGGCUCUGGAAAUCUCGGUCAGGAGCCGAGCAGCGCAAACCACACGGCCCGGGAUCCUCGGCAUCUGCUUGGAGAGGGGCUCUUGCCAAAUUCCGUCGCUCUGGCGCGGAGAGAGAGAGGCCCCGGGGGGCCGGCGGGGAGCCGGAGCGGUGCCUGGAUCCAGCCCGGGGAGGCGGCGGCCGCUCACCAUGGCAGACGAUGAGAAGGCCGGCGGGAGUUCCGCGGACGGCGGCGAGAGCGCGCACUGCAACGUGCUGAGCUGGGAGCAAGUGCAGCGUCUGGACCGCAUCCUCAGCGAAACCAUCCCCAUCCACGGCCGCGGUAACUUCCCCACGCUGGCCAUGCAGCCUCGGCAGAUCGUCAAGGUGGUGCGGAGCCGGCUGGAAGAGAAGGGCAUCGGCCUGCGGGACGUGCGGCUGAACGGCUCGGCCGCCAGCCACGUCCUCCACCAGGACAGCGGCCUGGGCUACAAGGACUUGGACCUCAUCUUCUGCGCCGACCUCAAAGGAGAAGCCGAAUUUCAGACUGUGAAGGACGUGGUCUUGGACUGCCUCUUGGAUUUCUUACCCGAGGGGGUGAAUAAGGAGAAGAUCACGCCUCUCACACUCAAGGAGGCUUAUGUGCAGAAAAUGGUAAAAGUAUGCAAUGAUUCAGACCGAUGGAGUCUUAUCUCCCUGUCCAACAACAGUGGCAAAAACGUGGAGCUGAAAUUUGUGGACUCUCUGAGGCGGCAGUUUGAAUUCAGUGUCGAUUCCUUUCAAAUCAAGCUGGACUCCCUGCUGCUUUUUUAUGAGUGCUCAGAGAAUCCGAUGACUGAAACUUUUCACCCAACUAUCAUUGGCGAGAGCGUUUAUGGGGAUUUCCAGGAAGCCUUUGAUCACCUCUGCAACAAGAUAAUUGCCACCAGAAACCCAGAAGAAAUCAGAGGAGGUGGUCUUCUGAAGUACUGCAAUCUUUUGGUAAGGGGCUUUAGGGCAGCCUCUGAAUCUGAGAUUAAAUCUCUGCAGAGAUACAUGUGUUCGAGGUUUUUCAUUGACUUCUCAGACAUUGGUGAACAGCAGAGAAAGCUGGAGUCCUACUUGCAGAACCACUUUGUGGGAUUAGAAGACCGCAAGUAUGACUAUCUCAUGACCCUUCAUGGUGUGGUGAAUGAGAGCACAGUGUGCCUGAUGGGACAUGAGAGGAGACAGACUCUGAAUCUGAUCACUAUGCUGGCCAUCCGGGUCCUAGCCGAGCAAAAUAUCAUCCCCAACGUGGCCAAUGUCACCUGCUAUUACCAGCCAGCGCCAUACGUAGCAGAUGCCAACUUCAGCAAUUACUAUAUUGCCCAGGUUCAGACGGUGUUCCCUUGCCAGCAGCACACAUACUCUACUUGGCUGCCCUGUAAUUAAGAACUGAAAUUAGUAGACCCCGUGGAGAGAACUUUCUCUAAGAUGUAGGAAGGGGCGACGGGUCCCUCUGAAAUGGGGUGUUUUGUGCAAUGAUGAUCUGCUCUAGUUUUCAAGCUUGGGACAAGCUUGUGAUUCUUCUAAUAAUCAAGGGGAGCAUGAUCAAGAAAGAACCCCAAAAUAAUUGGAUCCUACCCCAGAGCACAAGAGGCCUGUCAUUAAAAGCAACCAGCUUCCCCUGAAAUAAGUGAGGGAGGAAUGCUUGAUGACAAUAUGGGUUGGCAAUAUCUGCUCCCAUAGCUUUGGCAUAGAGAAGGUGGGAAAGCCUUAUUUUCUUCUAUUUUUAUUCUUACUCUAGAAUGGGAUCUGCAAAAGGGAGAAAUGAAAGAAACAAAACAAAACAAAAAAAACAACAAAAGAAAAAAACUUCACAAAAACAGUUCUAUAUAUAUUCAGGAGUUAAAAGUUAGAGGCAUAAAGCAGAGAUAAGCUGAAUAAAGUUGUAUAUUGGAAUUACUGCAUUUGGGGCUUGCAGCAAGUGCCGUCUAUGGAUUGACCAUGUAGAAUGUAUAGCUUGCUUGACUAGAAUGCUUUACCAGAAACAGCUUGCUCCAAAUGAACAGUAGUGGAUUGGUACAGUUAUAGAAGCAGAAACACGUACGAUGACAAAGUCCAUUAUUUCCAGCUGUGUGCAUGCCUCACAUUCUAAAAAUGUGAGAAUGCUGGAAAACCAGCUGUGGCAAGAAGUAUAUACUUAAGGACCAAAGAUUUCACAAAAAAGUUAUCCAAGCAAAGAAGAUACAGUAGAGUAUAUAUAUAUAAAUAUAUAUAUAUGUAAAAGGAGAUGUUCCUAUAUUUGUACACACCAAUAGUAAUCAAAAGUGCCUGAUGCCUUCAUAAAAUUUGAAGUGAGAAAAAAAUUAUAUAGUUUUGUGGUUUAACCUUGCAUUUUGUUUUAUCAGGGACACAAGGAUAAAAAAAAAGCAAACCAACCCAUAAGCUUGUGAAUAAGUGGUGGAGGAAAUGACCCUAUUUUUUUUCUUGGCAAAUACCUGUAUAGAGUUAAUGUUUUGUCGGUGUGCUAUUAUCCUAGGUACGUGUGUGUAUGUGUGUAUAUAUGUUUGUGUGUGUAUAUAUGUACAUGUUAUUGGUGUAUAUCUAUAUAUAUACACACACAAUAUAUAUUAAUGUGGUCUAGGAAAAUGUAGCAAUUAAGGAAUGUUUAAAUAAAGUACUACUUGUUUUCCAGUUUGCAACAGGAUGUCAUAGGACAGUGGGCACCUUGCAGUGAAAUUUUAACCCACACCUGAGAAAUUUGGAGUAAAUGAACCAGUCAGGAUUAAGGUGGGAUUCAGAUAAUGUCUUUGGUUGCAAGAACAAGGAUUACAGUAAUUCAGUGGGUUGCUUGUGAGCCAUAAUAAUUCCACAGAUGGAGAAAUAUAUGACUAGCUGAUUUUUUUUAACUGUUUUGUACUGUAAUGCCAUUUUGACAUUUAACCCACUAAUAUUGUGACUGCAUACCUCCAUGAUGUGUAAUUUCAGUGGAACGUGGAUCAAAGAUAGGUUUAUUUAAAACCCCUGACAGCUAAAGAAUAUUGUAUUAGUUGGUAAUUUGAACACUAAUUGUUAAUAUUUAAAGGAGUAUUUUUAAUAGAAUGCAUUAUGCAUUCCAGGACCACUAGAAUUUAGCAAAUGUGAAAUGAACCCUUUUUAAGAGUGUUGCACGAUUGCUGAAAAUUAUAUUUUAUAUAUAUAUUAUAUAUAUAUAUUUUUAUGCAAAUAUUAAACAUCUUUGAUCUGGUUGUCACACUGCA